Macadamia integrifolia is the source of this 959-nucleotide messenger RNA. RefSeq names its product peptidyl-prolyl cis-trans isomerase CYP18-1. Bases 155 to 637 code for a protein of 160 amino acids. Gene Ontology annotation, cellular component: catalytic step 2 spliceosome. The record is from RefSeq and is a predicted model, not a curated record. The transcript has 5 exons. Gene Ontology annotation, molecular function: peptidyl-prolyl cis-trans isomerase activity. Gene Ontology annotation, biological process: protein folding; protein peptidyl-prolyl isomerization. NCBI's taxonomy places the organism in Eukaryota, Viridiplantae, Streptophyta, Magnoliopsida, Proteales, Proteaceae.
ACCGACCUGGUUCAAACCAUUUAACAUCAAAGAAAGCCAAUGCCGCGAAACCGAGGACGACCUCAGCUAAAGAAUUUUAUCGGAUCAUCGUCAAAGCCCUUCACUUCCGCGGGCUUCUACUAUUCAAGUUUCAACUCUGUUCUCCAGUGAGCAAAUGUCAGUCACAUUGCACACAAAUCUCGGCGACAUAAAGUGCGAGAUCUCAUGCGACGAGGUCCCCAAAACAGCAGAGAAUUUCCUGGCACUAUGCGCCAGCGGUUAUUAUGAUGGCACCAUAUUCCAUCGGAAUAUUAAAGGUUUUAUGAUUCAGGGGGGAGAUCCCACAGGCACAGGCAAAGGUGGAACUAGCAUAUGGGGUAAGAAGUUCAAUGACGAGAUACGGGAAUCACUCAAGCACAAUGCAAGAGGGAUACUUUCAAUGGCUAAUAGUGGGCCAAAUACUAAUGGGAGUCAAUUCUUCAUCUCAUAUGCAAAGCAGCCACAUCUGAAUGGAUUUUACACCGUCUUUGGCAGAGUUAUCCACGGUUUUGAAGUCCUUGAUCUCAUGGAAAAGACUCCAAUUGGACCUGGGGAUCGACCUCUUGCUGAGAUCCGACUGAAUCGUGUUACCAUCCAUGCAAAUCCUCUUGCUGGCUAGAUUAACGACAUGGGAAAACUUUUAAGUUCUUUAGUAUUCAGCUUCCUAUCCUCAUUGCAUUGCGUUGUUUUCUUCCUCAUAGAGAGGGCUCAAAAGGGUUUCUAGUGUUAAUUAUAGGAUACAGCUCUUGCACAUUGUAUAAAUCUUCCCCUCUAACUCUGCUAACUAUUGCCUAAAAAAAAGAAAAAAAAAAUGUUUUUGGACUAUUGUGUUUACUGUAGGAAUCAUGUAGUCUCGGGACGGAACAUGGUAAACCAUUACAAUGUACUUGUUAUGAAACAAAUUCGUAAAGGCCUAGCUGAGGAUACUUUUUAAUUUUGAA